Molecule: messenger RNA, 450 nt
Organism: Macrosiphum euphorbiae (potato aphid)
Lineage: Eukaryota; Metazoa; Arthropoda; Insecta; Hemiptera; Aphididae
Source: the annotation of a GenBank genome assembly
AUGAUGAAAACUGACAGAAAACAGAAAACAAUGCUUAUUAAGUCACGUGUAGCUCAAACAUAUUCCGAAACUAAUGUUCCUGAAUAUAAUUGUAGCAAUUCAAGAGCUAUUAAAUUUAAGGUUCAUUUUUAUUUAGAUAAGACUACAAUAUUAAAAAAUAUAGAAUUGAAUUUUGGUAAAAACCAAUGUACAUUAGAAAAUUGCAAUUAUAUUAACGUGGUUCCUAACUGGUAUAAACAUGAAUUUGAGGAAUUAAAUUUGAAUACAAAUCCAAACACAUUGUUCUUGUUUCUUGUAUUUUUUUCUUUGAUUUAUAAAACUACUAUUAAACCUAUGUGGAUUACAUUACCAUCUACUGCUAAUAAGAUAAACAUUCAAGAAAUUUGCGAAAAAAGAGAACAUGUAUCAAGUAAAUGCAAAUUAAGUUCCUCCAAUGUCAAAUUCUUGUGA